This is a messenger RNA of Nomascus leucogenys (northern white-cheeked gibbon), 3174 nucleotides long. It is a transcript of the gene SUV39H2, whose product is annotated as SUV39H2 histone lysine methyltransferase. NCBI's taxonomy places the organism in Eukaryota, Metazoa, Chordata, Mammalia, Primates, Hylobatidae. Gene Ontology annotation, cellular component: nucleus. The record is from RefSeq and is a predicted model, not a curated record. Gene Ontology annotation, molecular function: zinc ion binding; histone H3K9 methyltransferase activity; protein binding.
UUGGCUAUAGACAGCAGGUGACAAAUAUUGAGAAGCCAUGAAUUGCUACCUCCAAGUUUAUCAGCUUGUAUUUCCUUUAAGAAUUCAUACAGUUAUUGUUGUGAUUUCUAUAUUACAUACCUUUUGGUACUCCCAUUUUUUUGUUAUACGUUCAGAAACAGUCACAGCCUAAGGUACGGUGGGCAGUUGUGCUCAUUUGGGGGCUAUAAAGAAUAAGAUUCCAUCCCUUCCCACAAAUAACUUAAGAGUUUAAAUUGGAAAUUGGAACAAAAAGGAGUUGGUGGUGAUCAGUUCUUCUUGGGUAUGAGAGACAGGAAAGACUUCAUAGAAGAGGUGAUAUUUACGCUGUUUUAAAAGAUGAGAGGAGCAUUCAUUGGACCAGUGGGAAAGGCCCUCCUAAUUAGGGAGAACUUUGUGAACAAAGCAGCAGGGGCAUCAAAAGGCCUGGCAAGUUGUUCAUUGUGGCUAGUGUGUGUUGGGUGAAUGGGGCCAUGAUGGAAGAUGGAGCCAGAGAGGCAUCAGGGAACAGUUCCAGAGUGGCUUGCUUUCUGAAAAGAGGAACUUUGAACUUUGUUCCCUAGGCAGGGUGGAAACCAUUAACAGGUUUUAAGCAAAAUAACAACAGGAUAACUGGUUCUGUGGGUUUUUUGUUUUUACAAAAAAACUCCAUAGUAAAGAAGGAUAGAGUGAUUGAAGCUGUAAGUCUGGAGUAGGGAAACCAGUUGGAAGAUUAAUGUUUAAGAAUGCAGGCAAGAAUUGAGGGCCUGAAGUGACUAACCCUAUAGAACUAGAGAUGGACAGGAAGAAGUCCAUCUCUAAAGAAACUUGGUGAUGAUUGGAUUGAGAAGAAGGAAUUGAGAUAACCUGGUUUCUGGCUUGUGUGAGUAGGUGGACAGGUAAGAUUCACCAUGAUAAGGAAUAAAGAAAUAAUCUGAUGUGGAAGGACAGUGGUGAGUUCCAUGUGGAUAGGUUGCUUUAAGAGGCAUCCGGUAGGCUGUUGGAUAUAUUGGGCUGCAGAUAAAACUUGGAGAGUCAUCAGCAUAUAAUUAUUAGUUAAAACUGUGGGGUGAUGAGGUUGUCCAAAGAAACCAUUUAUAGUAGGAAUUCUCUAAACCCAGAAUCUAAAUAUCCUGAAAUUACCCAAAAUGUUUUAUAUGUGGUUUUUGUUAGAGAAAGGUCCAACGCUUUCAUCAGAUUCUCCAAAGGGAUAAACAUGUUCAUCUGAAAAGGGAUGCCAGACAGGGUCCUGAGUGUCUCCAUCGUGUAAGUGAUGGGCAGGGGAAGCAGUCUCAGCAAGGAAAAUACAGAGGAGCAAGAAGGAAGUCUGAGAAAUGGUUAGGGGGUGGCUGCCGCCUUACAGAGGUCAAAUAAGAGGAGGGCUGAAGAGUCCGUGGGUUUGGCAAUUAGUAGAUUUGUAAAAUUGCUCCUUAACUAACAAGAUGGUGUUAAAUGUACUUCAUGAAGCUCCCCCAGAGGCACCAUGGUUUCUGAGAACUUUAAGAACCACUGGGCUACAAUAAAAUUCAAGUGUCUCAGCCAAGAUAUGGAAUAUUAUCUUGUAAAAUGGAAAGGAUGGCCAGAUUCUACAAAUACUUGGGAACCUUUGCAAAAUCUGAAGUGCCCGUUACUGCUUCAGCAAUUCUCUAAUGACAAGCAUAAUUAUUUAUCUCAGGUAAAGAAAGGCAAAGCAAUAACUCCAAAAGACAAUAACAAAACUUUGAAACCUGCCAUUGCUGAGUACAUUGUGAAGAAGGCUAAACAAAGGAUAGCUCUGCAGAGAUGGCAAGAUGAACUCAACAGAAGGAAGAAUCAUAAAGGAAUGAUAUUUGUUGAAAAUACUGUUGAUUUAGAGGGCCCACCUUCAGACUUCUAUUACAUUAACGAAUACAAACCAGCUCCUGGAAUCAGCUUAGUCAAUGAAGCUACCUUUGGUUGUUCAUGCACAGAUUGCUUCUUUCAAAAAUGUUGUCCUGCUGAAGCUGGAGUUCUUUUGGCUUAUAAUAAAAACCAACAAAUUAAAAUCCCACCUGGUACUCCCAUCUAUGAAUGCAACUCAAGGUGUCAAUGUGGACCUGAUUGUCCCAAUAGGAUUGUACAAAAAGGCACACAGUAUUCGCUUUGCAUCUUUCGAACUAGCAAUGGACGUGGCUGGGGUGUAAAGACCCUUGUGAAGAUUAAAAGAAUGCGUUUUGUCAUGGAAUAUGUUGGAGAGGUAAUCACAAGUGAAGAAGCUGAAAGACGGGGACAGUUCUAUGACAACAAGGGAAUCACGUAUCUCUUUGAUCUGGACUAUGAAUCUGAUGAAUUCACAGUGGAUGCGGCUCGAUACGGCAAUGUGUCUCAUUUUGUGAAUCACAGCUGUGACCCAAAUCUUCAGGUGUUCAAUGUUUUCAUUGAUAACCUCGAUACUCGUCUUCCCCGAAUAGCAUUGUUUUCCACAAGAACCAUAAAUGCUGGAGAAGAGCUGACUUUUGAUUAUCAAAUGAAAGGUUCUGGAGAUGUCUCUUCAGAUUCUAUUGACCACAGCCCAGCCAAAAAGAGGGUCAGAACAGUAUGUAAAUGUGGAGCUGUGACUUGCAGAGGUUACCUCAACUGAACUUUUUCAGGAAAUAGAGCUGAGGAUUAUAAUUUUUUUUUCCUAAUGUUAACAUUUUUAAAAAUACAUAUUUGGGACUCUUAUUAUCAAGGUUCUACCUAUGUUAAUUUACAAUUCAUGUUUCAAGACAUUUGCCAAAUGUAUUACCGAUGCCUCUGAAGAGAGGGUCACUGGGUAUCAUAGACUGAUUUGAAGUCGACAUAUUUAUAGUGCUUAGAGACCAAACUAAUGGAAGGCAGACUAUUUACAGCUUAGUAUAUGUGUACUUAAGUCUAUGUGAACAGAGAAAUGCCUCCCGUAGUGUUUGAAAGUGUUAAGCUGAUAAUCUAAUUAACAAUUGCUGAGAGAUCAAACAUGCAACUUGCCAUACACCUCAGAUUCGGAGAAACAGUUAAUUUGGGCAAAUCUACACUACAGUUCUGUUUUUGCUACUCUGUUGUCAUUCCUGUUUAAUACUCACUGUACUUGUAUUUGAGACAAAUAGGUGAUACUGAAUUUUAUACUGUUUUCUACUUUUUCAUUAAAACAUUGGCAUCUCAAUGACAAAUUUAAGGUAUAAAAUUAAAUGUAAAAAUUAA